AUGGCGGCGUUCAUGAUGCACUGGUCCCGGAGUGUUCGUUGCAGCCCGAGUUUCGGUGCGCGAUCGUGGGCUUUUGCCAAUUCAGCCUCAGCGCAGAGUGUGAGUGCCCAUGGGGUACACGUCCGAGUCGCUGAUGCCUGGUCAAUGUCUUCGGUUCCGAAGGCCACAUCUUCCCAGGUGGGGGUGCCAACUGUGAAGUCUCUACCCGAAGAAGUUAAGAUCGUUGAGGUUGGGCCCAGAGAUGGCCUGCAGAAUGAGAAGACUGUAGUCCCUACUGACAUGAAAAUCGAGCUCAUCAACAUGCUGUCAGAUGCUGGACUUCCUGUCAUUGAAGCCACAAGUUUUGUCUCCCCAAAAUGGGUCCCGCAGAUGGCAGACCAAGCAGAGGUGAUGCGAGGCAUCCAAAGACGGCCGGGAGUCCGCUACCCUGUGCUCACUCCUAACCUGAAGGGAUUCCAGGCAGCACUGAAUGCCGGUGCUGAGGAGGUGGCUGUUUUUGGAGCAGCAUCUGAGCUAUUCAGCAAGAAGAAUAUCAACUGCUCAGUGGAAGAGAGCCUGCAGCGCUUUGAAGAAGUCGUUACAGCAGCAAAAGCAGCCAACGUGACAGUGCGGGGAUAUGUAUCGUGUGUACUUGGAUGCCCAUAUGAAGGACAGGUGUCCCCAGAUAAAGUGGCUCAGGUAGCCAAGCGCCUGUACAGCAUGGGCUGCUAUGAGGUGUCUCUGGGUGACACCAUCGGGGUGGGAACUCCAGGCAGCAUGCGGGCAAUGCUGAGUGCCGUGAGCUCCCAGGUGCCGCUGGGUGCGCUGGCUGUGCACUGCCACGACACGUACGGCCAGGCGCUGGCUAACAUCCUCACUGCCCUGCAGAUGGGGGUGAGUGUAGUGGACUCCUCUGUGGCGGGACUGGGAGGAUGUCCGUAUGCCCAGGGGGCUUCUGGGAACGUGGCCACUGAAGAUGUGGUGUACAUGCUGCAUGGCCUGGGAAUCCACACUGGUGUUGACCUAACCAGGCUUAUGGAUGCUGGAGCCUUCAUCUGCCGCUCACUCAACCGCAGGACCAACUCGAAGGUGGCCCAGGCCUCCUGCAGACUCUAAGCCUCCCCAUCCAUGGGCACCACCACCUUCUGCCCUGAACUUAUUCUGUAUAGAAAGGGAAUAUAGGCGUCAACAUUUAAAGACAUCAGACUUAUAUGAUAACCAAUGAAGGCUUGCGUACAUAUGGAGAUAUUCAGGCAAAUACCAUGAUUUCUGCAGUGGUCGUCUCAAAUUUUCCAACACAAAUUUCCAGAUGUAAAUAUAUUUUGUAGGUCUGUCAUUUUAUUGGGAAAUAUUAGAUGUCAUGCAUUGAUAUUUAUGCUUGUGAGUGGAUUUACCGACAGAAAUCGUUCAAUGGUGAAUUUGGUGUCUCAGUAAUCGGUAACUAUAAGCCCAUAUCAAAACCUUCCUUUUUUAAGGAAGAUUGGCGAAAAGGUUGUUUUUCAGCAACUUAGUUCUUUCAUGGUGCAGAAAAAUAUCUGUAAUGCUUUUCACUCUGGAUUUCAAUAACACAGCACUAAGACUGCACUUGAUAAGGUUUUAAAUGACAUCUAUCUGAGCCGUGGUGACUCAAACAUCUCCGCUUUGGUAUCACUGGGUCUCAGUGCUGCAUUGAACAUGGUUGACUAUAAGAUAAGUGAGAAAAGUGGGUGGGACUUUUUGGCACAGUGUUAAACUGGUUUGAAUCAUAUUUACGAGACAGGGACUCCUGCGUGUCAAUAGGUAAUUAUGAAUCUGAGCAAACAAAAACCACAUGUGGAGUUCUGAAGGGUCCAUCCUUGGGCCUCUUCUACUCAACAUCUACAUGCCCCCCCUUGCUCAGAUUAUGGAAAACUAUAACACCUCUUAUAAAUACAGAUGACGCACAACUCUACAUUACAGUCACCACAUGACUAUAGUCCCUUAGAGUCACUAAAUACUGUAUGUGCAUUGAAGGAGUCAAUGAGUGAAUGUGCCAGGAUUUGCCACCAUACAGAAAAAUCUUUGUAUUUGACUCCAAACAGGGAAAUUAGUACUUAGUGCUCAGUUUGAAUCCAUGACAAUAAAACCUACAAAUCAAGCCAGAAA
Molecule: messenger RNA, 2103 nt
Organism: Brienomyrus brachyistius
Lineage: Eukaryota; Metazoa; Chordata; Actinopteri; Osteoglossiformes; Mormyridae
Gene: hmgcl
Product: 3-hydroxy-3-methylglutaryl-CoA lyase
Exons: 9
Coding region: 1-1095 (364 amino acids)
Biological process (GO): L-leucine catabolic process; ketone body biosynthetic process
Molecular function (GO): hydroxymethylglutaryl-CoA lyase activity
Source: RefSeq, a predicted model, not a curated record